Messenger RNA from Colletotrichum paranaense, 1962 nucleotides. RefSeq lists its product as uncharacterized. Gene Ontology annotation, molecular function: zinc ion binding; DNA-binding transcription factor activity, RNA polymerase II-specific. Gene Ontology annotation, biological process: regulation of DNA-templated transcription. The record is from RefSeq and is a predicted model, not a curated record. The coding region runs from base 1 to 1962 and encodes 653 amino acids. Lineage: Eukaryota; Fungi; Ascomycota; Sordariomycetes; Glomerellales; Glomerellaceae. The transcript has 2 exons.
AUGGUCUACUGCGGUAAGCCGUCGAAAGGCUGUUCCAACUGUCGUGAGCGCAAGAUCAGGUGUGAUCAAAAGGAGCCCGGCUGUGGCCAGUGUGAGAAGCGACAGCAACAAUGUCCUGGCUACCGAAACCUCGUCGACCUCAUGUUCCGAGAUGAGAGUUCACACGUCAUCAAAAAAGCUGCCAAAACGAAGGCAAGGGGUCGAUUAAAGAAUGCACAGGCCUCGAGUGCCGGAUCGUCCUCCGAAAAUGUAAUAGCAAGCACCGACCACGACAGCUCCGAUCCGAGUCCUCCUGGAACGGCCGUGAGACCCAGCGUUCGGCGCCAAUAUCCACCUCGUCCCAUGGAAACCACGAUGCAGAAUAUGACUAUUAGGCAUCGGCCACGGCAGAUCCAAUGGUCAUCCUCCUCCUCCGAUAGCGAUGACGACGAAGACGGGCCUUGGUCAAUGGCACCACGCGCAAGGCCUCUGUACUCUUUGUCGCCCUCAUAUCAGGAACGUGGCACGGCCUUUUUCUUUUCUCGCUAUGUCUCCAUGGACGAGAAUGCCUGCCAUCAAAAUUAUGACUUCAUCUUUGAUGUCUGGCGCCCCGCCAGCAUGCUGCCCAGUCGACAGGCGGACGGCGUGAUGGCUAGUAUAGCUGCUGUGGGCUUGGCAGGCCUUUCGCACCUGACAAUGUGUGCAGAAAUGAUGGACUGGUCGCGUCGGAGCUACGGCGCCGCUCUCAAAAUGACAAAUGAUGCUCUAAGGGACCCAGUUGAAGCCGUCAAGGACACCACCAUGUUGUCCAUUCUCGUGUUGGGGACCUACGAAAUGUUGAGCGGUCGUACCAACCAGACAGUGAGAGCAUGGCAAAACCAUCUCAACGGCGCCUCUGCUCUAGCCAAGAUGCGAGGCCUCGGCCAGUUCACAACUAGAGCGGGGGCACGAAUGUUCAUGAUGCUGACACAGAUCGUCCUCAUCAACUGUAUGCAAAGAGACAUGCCCAUGCCGCAGUCUCUCAUCGACCUCCGGAACCAGCUGGGUAUGCUUUCGGGCGGAACUGACCCUGGCUGGCGAUUAUCUGGUCCCAUAUAUAAGGUCAUGCAGCUGCGGUACGACAUUAACAGCGGGAAACUUAACCAAACGGCCGAUAUCAUCAACCAACUGUCCAGCGUCGAUCAAGACUUUGCCGAUGUCAUUGCCGAUUUACCUGAAACGUGGAGAUACAGAUCUGUGAGGCUUGCGACAUCACACCCAUCCGUUUUCGAUGGUCACCGCUGUGAUGUAUACGCUACGCUGGGGCUGGCUGCGACUUGGAACGGCGUCCGAUCGAUAAGAAUGAUGGUACACGAGACCAUCCUCGGAGAGCUUUUCAAAUGCUUUCAAGGUCAACACAUUAUGCUCUGGCCGUACGAGGCAAAAUUACAGCUGGCAAAGUCUGUCGAAUUGUUGGAGAAACUUUGCGAAACUGUGUUGGCCAGCAUUCCUCAACAUUUCGGCGUUGUCAAUUUUAGAGACGCUCUGUUUGGAGGCGGCGGCGGCGGCUCACCGUCAGCCAUUGUACCAGUAACGAAGUCUCCGUCUCGAAUUGUGCGAUCUCCUUCGAUUUCUGCAUCGUCGUCUUCGCCGUCGUCCGUGGCUGAAACGCCGCCAGGCCCGAGGUCUUUCAAUGGCCCAACUCUGCAAGACCCAACCUACGCGAAGGGCCGCAGCAACGAUGCCGAGCGGUUCAUGACCCUUGCUUCCGCAAGCAACACGAUUGUGUGGCCGCUGUACUUGGUUGGAGUUUCAUCGUGUUGUACGCAAGAAGUCAAAGACUUUGUCGUCGACCGACUGAAAGCGAUACUCGAAGAGUCGGGGUUGAUGCAAGCUCAUGGAGUGGCACUCAUGGUUCGGGACAAGGAGGUGUAUAUUCCGUGGUCUGAUGUAUCCUGGAAUCGGAUGCCACAGACACAUAUACCGUCCGACUUGAUCGUUUAG